GUUCGUGAUAUGGAAGCAAGUGGAGCUCUUUCUCGUCUAUACGCUAUUGUUUUAUGUAACUGACGGUACGCGCGAUACAGCGAUACGCUACAACCGACGAUACGCGAACGAUCGAAUGAGUUGUCUACGUCGGUAUCGGAAAUCAAAAACAAAAAAAAAAUAAAUUCAAUAAUAGUAUUACACAUCGUGUGUGAGUGUGACAGUGAUUAAACUCGAUUCGAUUUUUGUUGGUUUUUCUUUGCCUUGGCAAAAAUUCAACGCUAUAUUAUUCUCCGUGUGUUUAUCAAAAAUACUGGACAAAUGUGCAUGAAAUUCCACCAACGAUACUUAAACGUAAUUUCGGCCAAAAUGAAAUAUUAAAGAAAUCCCCUCAUGGCCACAGGCGCAUAUACAACUACAACGAAUUGUGUAUAAAAUAUUCAAGAAAAAUACAAAAAAUAUAAACAUAAGAGGAAAGAUCAGCAGCCACCAGAUAACAACAUAAUGAAUUAAUGGAAUGAACUUAAGUGUCAAUAAAAGAAAGAAAUCCCAAAAUAUAUUUCAACCAAAGCGAAGAAGAGAAACUUGUAAACACCCAGUGACUUAAAACCACAAAAAUAAUAUUUUUACACACACAAAGAAUGUGAGAAUGUGUGGUCAACAUUGUUUUGUGGGUAUUUCUUACUACUCACACUUGAACUGAUCUCGUAGUACAUUUUCUAUAAACUGUCGAAAACAUUGAACAAAAUGUAACAACAAAUAAUAAAGGGCUACAUAUCUAGCUAAUGACUUUGCAACGCUGACUUAAUUAUGUGGCACAUCCUUGCUCUUAUUGAGGUGUGAUAUCCAUUAAUUAAAUCUACUAAGUUGUUCUAGUAAAAACAAAGCAAAAAGCUAACAAUAAGGAAUUGUUUAUAAACACCAUAUAACUAAUGUGUCAUAUUUCGUGAGUGCUGAUUUGUGCAAAUAUAAAACUAAAAAAAGACCACCAACUAAUAAAAGUUUGCAACGUUUUUUAAAUACCUCUCUCUCUGUGCUGUUCGUUGUUACUUGUUGCCGCUGUUGAAGUGUUGAGAAUUCCGUGUUGAUUCGAUUUUUUUCGGGCAAAAAAAUCGAAAGCUCACACGGAACGACAUUUGAGUCAAGUUAACAAAAUAGCGAUUAUUGUACGUGUCGAGUCUUCCAGUAGCAAUGCACAACAACAGGAUGGUGUUUGUGCAGCUGCUGCCGCUGAAACAGCCGUUGCCGCAGUCGUUGCUGGCGCAACGGCCAUCUCGUCAAAGAGUUCUUCUAAAACAACGGGCCAAGUGUCACAGCCGACGACGGCCAGCUUACAGUCAGCUGCCUCCACAUCCUCUACGGGUAGUCGCUAUACAAUGGCCACAACAGCAGCGGCAGCAGGGGGAAAGACGACAACAACUUCGUCUUCUGCUUCGGCCACAGCAUCCUCAUUGUCGACGUCUUCUACAAAAACAUCAAAUAAAACCAAACAGCGUCAAGCAACAGGAUCAAACACCUCCGGAAACCAUUCUGCCAAUACCACAAAGAAUAGUGCUGCGGCUAUUGCAUCAGCAUUGCAAGCCGGCCUCAACAAUAAAGCAACGACAGCGUCGACAUCAUGUAUUUCUUCCAUUACCACUGCCGCCACCACCACCCCUAUCAUCGCAUCGAGUAAAAUUGUUGAAUCUUCAACAGCAUCUCCAAUCACCAACGCCGUUGUCGUCGUCACUACACAAUCAACGAAGGCAACCAAUGCAGCCGCAACCACACCAAUGCUUUUGUUGUCUUCCAACAAUUCAACAUCAACAAUUACGACGUCAACAGUGCAAAAGACAGACAAAUGGUGUAUAUAUGGUGCGCAUAGCUUAAUGAUCAUCGUUGGAUUUCGUGGUUUAAUUUAUAUUUAAACAUAAAACACACA
This is a messenger RNA of Stomoxys calcitrans (stable fly), 1900 nucleotides long. RefSeq lists its product as uncharacterized. The record is from RefSeq and is a predicted model, not a curated record. The coding region runs from base 1356 to 1886 and encodes 176 amino acids. The transcript has 3 exons. NCBI's taxonomy places the organism in Eukaryota, Metazoa, Arthropoda, Insecta, Diptera, Muscidae.